This is a messenger RNA of Trichoderma virens Gv29-8, 2250 nucleotides long. RefSeq lists its product as uncharacterized. Gene Ontology annotation, biological process: regulation of DNA-templated transcription. The transcript has 4 exons. The coding region runs from base 1 to 2250 and encodes 749 amino acids. The record is from RefSeq and is a predicted model, not a curated record. Gene Ontology annotation, cellular component: cytoplasm; Ino80 complex. NCBI's taxonomy places the organism in Eukaryota, Fungi, Ascomycota, Sordariomycetes, Hypocreales, Hypocreaceae.
AUGUCUCCCUCUGCGAUCGACGAUCGAGUGCCGCAGGCGCCUCAAGAAAAGUCAUAUCCGCCGCCCAAGAUAUUCCCCGUCAAGGAAACCAAGUUUGAAAAGUUCAUCGAGCCCCAGACUGACGGCCGCAAGAGAGCGCUGGAGCAGCCCGGCGGCGCUGCCAUCGUGAUAGAUAAUGGAUCCUCCGCCAUUCGAGCAGGAUGGUCCUUCGAGUCCGCGCCCCGGAUCAACAUACCGCCCAUCAUGGCCAAGUACCGUGAUAGAAAACUUGCAAAGACCUUCUCCUUUGCCGGCUCGGACUGCUAUGCUGAUACGACGGCACGAGGCCAUAUCCGAAACGCAUUCGAAGCCGGCACCGGCAUUAUAAGUAACUGGGAUGUGGCAGAGCACGUCUUGGAUUACAUCUUUCUGAAGCUGGGCAUGAACGAUGCCAGCGGCGCCAUCGAUGUGCCGGUGGUCAUGACAGAAGCUGUCGCAAACCUGCCUUAUUCAAGAAAAUCGAUGACCGAGAUUAUUUUCGAAUGCUACGGCGCACCGUCCCUCGCCUACGGUAUCGACUCGCUUUUCUCGUACAGGCACAACAAGGGAAAGACGGGACUUGUCGUGUCCUCCUCUCAUACAUCUACUCACAUAAUACCAGUCUACAACUCGAAAGCGCUUCUCUCGCAAGCCACAAGACUGAACUGGGGUGGCUACCAUAAUGCCGAGUAUCUGCUGAAGCUGAUUAGGUUGAAGUACCCUGCCUUUACUGGUAAACUCAACUCCUCACAAGCAGAGCACAUGAUUCAGGAUCAUUUCUAUGUCUCAAAGGAUUAUGAUGGCGAGAUCCGCGAUUAUCUUGACUGGACAGGCUUGGAAGAUCGAGACAUUGUCAUCCAGUAUCCUUUUACAGAGGAAGUGGUCGUUCAAAAGAGCCAGGAAGAGCUGGAUCGUAUUGCAGAGCGCAAAAAGGAGAGCGGAAGAAGAUUACAGGAGCAGGCUGCCAAGAUGAGACUCGAGAAACUCAUCAAGAAGGAACAAGAUUUGGAAUACUACAAGAACCUCCAAGGUCGGAUAACCGACGAGACGAAGAAGGAAACGCGGCGGCUGCUCGACAGCCACGACAUCAAAGAUGAGGGCCAGCUCGAGAAGAUUAUCAAGGAGCUGGAGAAGUCGAUCAAGAAGGCCCGUACCAAGGAUGUUGGGGGCGAUCCUGAAGAAGAACAGGAACAGCCGGAUUUUAGUCUCUUGGACAUUCCGGACGAGGAGCUCGAUGAGGCACAAAUAAAGCAGAAGCGACAGCAACGUCUUCUCAAAUCAAAUCACGAGGCUCGGGCUCGUGCCAAGGCUGAGAAGGAGGCAGAAAAGACCCGCGUCGCUGAGGCGGAGCGGCUUGACCAGGAGCGUCGUGAGAAUGAUCUAGAUGGAUGGCUUGACAAGAAGCACCAAGCCUUGCAGGACACGCUCCAGAAGAUCAAGGAGCGCGAUAGGCUGAAGCAGGACCUGGGCAACCGCAAGUCCCUCGCAUCCCAGAUCCGCAUGAAGAGCAUUGCCAAUCUCGCAUCCGACAACCCGACGAAGAAGAGGCGGCGCGGCGGCGACGACGACAACUUUGGUGCCAACGACGACGACUGGGGCGUGUAUCGCCAGAUUGCGGUGGGGGACAACAGCGACGAGGAGCAGGAGGAGGAGGAUCUCGCUUCCACUCUGAAGACGCUAGAGCAGGAUCUGCUCAAGUACGACCCCAACUUCACCUACGAAAACACCCAGGAGGCCCAGACUGUAUGGUCCAAGUCUCUGCUCCACGCCUUCACCCGCGGCCCGCGACCAAUCGACCCGGCGUCUCAGGCAGAGCUGCACCAGAUCCAUCUCAACGUCGAGCGCAUCCGCGUGCCCGAGGUCGUCUUCCGGCCCUCCAUCGCCGGCGUCGACCAGGCCGGCAUCAUCGAGAUUGCGGGCGACGUCCUCACGCAGCGCCUCGGGAGCUUGCCCAACCGCGACGACUUCCUCAAGGACAUCUUCCUCACGGGCGGCAACACCUUGUUCCGCAACUUUGACGACCGCGUGCGGGACGGCCUGAGGGCCCUGCUGCCGGCGGAUUCGCCGCUCAUGGUGCGUCGGGCUGAGGAUGCGCUGCUGGAUGCUUGGAAGGGCGCGGCUGGGUGGGUUGGGUCGUCGGCGUGGAAGACGGCGGCGAUAUCGCGGGAGGAGUAUCAGGAAAAGGGAGCGGAGUACAUCAAGGAGCACGACAUGGGCAACUCGUACGCGUGA